This is a messenger RNA of Brassica oleracea var. oleracea, 1085 nucleotides long. RefSeq names its product probable CCR4-associated factor 1 homolog 11. The coding region runs from base 132 to 989 and encodes 285 amino acids. Gene Ontology annotation, cellular component: P-body; CCR4-NOT core complex; CCR4-NOT complex. Gene Ontology annotation, molecular function: poly(A)-specific ribonuclease activity; nucleic acid binding. The record is from RefSeq and is a predicted model, not a curated record. The transcript has a single exon. NCBI's taxonomy places the organism in Eukaryota, Viridiplantae, Streptophyta, Magnoliopsida, Brassicales, Brassicaceae.
ACUCCAAUAAACCAGACUAACCGAGCCUGCAUGCCCACUCGUCAUCCUUCACUUCGCUUUUUCCCCCUACAAGCACCUAUAUAUAUAUACCUAAUAUAUCCACAGAUACCUAAAUAAGAAAAAGGUAAUCGAUGACGAUGAUGAUCAAUCCAGAUGUAGAUCUCAUCGAUCGUGGCGGAUCGGUCGUGGUUCGUGAGGUCUGGGCUUACAAUCUCGUCUCUGAGUUUCACCUCAUCAGCGCUGUCGUCGAAGAUUUCCCCUACAUUUCCAUGGACACGGAGUUUCCCGGCGUGAUCUUCAAGGCGGAGCCAGCGAUUCUCCGCCGUGGAAACCCUGGUUAUCUCUACAAGCUUCUCAAAUCCAACGUCGACGUCCUCAGCCUCAUCCAGGUCGGCAUCACUCUCUCCGACGCCGACGGAAACCUCCCGGAUCUCGGCGGAGGCGUCGACGGGAGCCGCUUCAUCUGGGAGUUCAAUUUCCGCGACUUCGACGUGGAUCGCGACGCGCACGCGGAGGAUUCGAUCGAGCUCCUCCGUCGCCACGGGAUCGAUUUCGAGCGUAACCGCAGCGAAGGGGUCGUGUCGGAGAGGUUCGCGGAGCUGAUGAUGUCGUCGGGGCUGAUCUGCAACGAGUCGGUGAGCUGGGUGACGUUCCACAGCGCGUACGAUUUCGGUUACCUCGUGAAGAUCCUCACGCGCCGGGAGCUUCCGAGUUCGCUGCGAGACUUUCUCCGGUUGCUCAGAGCGUUUUUCGGGGAGCGAGUGUACGACGUGAAGCACAUGAUGAAGUUCUGCGAGCGGAGAUUGUACGGCGGUUUGGACCGGUUGGCUCGGUCGCUUGAGGUAAACCGGAAGGUUGGUAAAUGUCAUCAGGCCGGUUCGGAUAGUUUGCUGACGUGGCAUGCGUUCCAGAGGAUGAGGGACUUAUACUUCGCUGAGCAUGGGCCGGAGAAACACGCUGGUGUUUUGUACGGUUUAGAGGUCUUUUGAAGAGGCGGCUAUUGGAAUUGAAUUAAUUAACUUCAAUUUAAUCAUUGUAGUUAAUGUUAAACCGUUUAUAAACUAGUUGGGUUAUUUGGUUUUCUA